AUGGAAUAGGGGAGAAAAGAAGAGGCUUUUAAGCAAUAUGAAAUAGCUAUAAACAUAGAUUCUAAAUGUGCAAAUGCCUACAAUAACAGAGGUGAAUUAAUUUAAUUAAUAUUAGGCAUUUAUACGAUGACAUUGAUGAAAAAGAAAGAGCUUUAACUGAUUUUAAUCUAGCCAUCUAAAUUAAUCUUGAAUGGGCAAAUCUCUACAUUAACAAAGGUGAAUAAAUUUUACUAAGAUAAGGCAAUAUAAUUAGUAAUAAAUAAAAAAGCCUUAGCUGAUUAUAAUAAGGCGAUCUAAAUUAAUUCUAAAUAUGCAAAUACCUAUAGAGUCAGAGGUAAAUUAAUUUAAUUAAUAUUAGCCAUUUAUUGUAUAUUCUAACACUGGUGAUAAAGAGAAAAUUGUACUGAUUAUAAUAAAUCCAUCUAAAUUAAUCCUGAAUGCACGAAUGUCUAAAAAACAGAAGUGAAUUAUUUAAAUAAAUAUUAGGCAAUAUAUACAAAGAAUAUGGAGAAUAGAAAAAAAGAAUCUGAUUAUAAUUAUGCCAAUUGAUAUUGAAUAUGCUAUGCCCUACCAUUAUAGAGGUGAAUUAUUUUAACUAAUAUUAGGCUUUCUAUAAAAUGACGGAGGCGAAAAAGAGAAAGCCUUAGCUGAUUAUAAUCAAGCUAUCUAUUAUGAAGUAUUUAAUUUAUCUUCCUUUACCAGCUAAAGUAGUUCAAAUAUUUGUGGAUAAUCUGAAUUUUCAGACGCAAAGUAUUUCCAUUCUCUCUUAUACACUACCAAAAUUCCUCAGCUUUUGUACUUCACAACAAAAUAAAAUGAAAAAAUGUUUAAAAAGUUCAUCAUUGCAAGGAGGUUACUACAUUGA
Molecule: messenger RNA, 865 nt
Organism: Paramecium sonneborni
Lineage: Eukaryota; Ciliophora; Oligohymenophorea; Peniculida; Parameciidae
Source: the annotation of a GenBank genome assembly